This is a messenger RNA of Vairimorpha ceranae, 573 nucleotides long. RefSeq lists its product as hypothetical. The coding region runs from base 1 to 573 and encodes 190 amino acids. Lineage: Eukaryota; Fungi; Microsporidia; Nosematidae. The record is from RefSeq and is a predicted model, not a curated record. The transcript has a single exon.
AUGGUAGCAUGUGCUCUUCCAAGUUAUUAUAUUAGACUACAUGAUUCUAAUGAAAUGUUGGCUAGACACGAUGAAAGUGUAAUAGCUUCUGACUUUUAUUCUCCUAUAAUAAUAGAACUUAAAAUUAUGGCAGAUGGAAGUAUAUCGCUUAUAGAUAAAAUAAAAAAUCUAAAAAUUUCUGUUGAAAAAGAUAAUAUUGUAUUAAAAAAAAAUGCAGAAGAUUUUGAAACAUCUUUGAGUCUUGUGUACAAUGGCGACUCAAAUUUUUAUAUUAUGAAAGAUGAUAAGUGUUUAGAAGCACUUUCGUCUAUUUUAUCACUCGAAAUAACAGAUCUAAGAUUUAAUGAAUGUAAAAAAACCAAAAAACAACUUUGGGAGAUUUUAUAUUUAGCAGAUAGAAAAAUAAAAAAUGAAGCAUAUUUUUUUCCUCGCCACACAAAAAAGCAUCAUUACAAAUCUUCACAUUUAAACAAUAAGAAUGGAUUUUUCAGAAGCACAGUUGAUAAUCGGCUAAUUACUAAACACGGAGAUAAGAUUAAGAUAUCAGAAAAAUAUGAAUCAGUUGAAUUUUAA